AUGGCUCCUCGCGAGGAGCUGAUAUCUUCAGCUAUCACCUUCCUCCAAGACCCUUCGGUUGCCUCGUCGCCAAUUGAGAAAAGAGUCGCAUUCCUUCAAUCUAAGAAUUUGACCCAAGAAGAGGUUGAUCUCGCCUUAUCGCGAGUGGGCGAGGACCCAUCCGCCGCGGCUGCAGCUACAGCCGCUUCCUCCUCUGCGCCCGCCUACUCCUCACAGCCAGUUCCAUAUCGUCAACCUCCACCUCAACCGCCCCAAGGAUAUGGAUACCCCCCUUAUAAUCAAUGGCAGCCACCUCCCGAGCCACCCAAAAGAGACUGGCGCGAUCUGUUCAUUAUGGCGACAGUGAUGGGUGGAGUUGGCUAUGGAUUGUGGUUCGUUACAAAGCGUUAUAUCUCACCUUUAAUUGCACCUCCAACUCCUCCUCAACUGGAGCAAGAUAAGGAAAAUAUUGAUGAGCAGUUCUCGCGGGCUUUCACGCUUAUCGAGCAGUUGUCAACUGACACCGCUGCUCUGAAGGCUGCUGAAGAAGCCCGCACCGAGCGCCUUGAUGGAGCUCUCAAGGACGUGGAGAGCCUUGUCGCUGAUCUCAAGAACUCAUCUCGUCGAAGAGAUGAUGAGACUCGUCGUAUCAGUGACGAGGUUAAGUCAUUGAAAGAUGCCAUUCCCAAGGCCCUGGAAGGAGCACGGGAAGGCAACGAGAACCGACUGAAGGAGCUCGGCACUGAGCUCAAGAGCUUGAAGACCUUGCUCGGUAACCGUCUUGGUGGCAGCGGGGCCAGCCCUGCGGCUGGCCGAACUGUUGGACCCACUGCCAUCCCUAGUGUGCCUCGCCCGGCGCCCGAAGAGACCGCCACCCCUGUUCCCUCUGUCCCAACACCCGCCCCCGCUGCUACCAACGGCCUGUCUCCUACGGUGACACCAGCCGAGCAGGAGCCAACUCAGUCGGCUUCUCCUGCGAGCACAAGCCAAAACUCCACCAACCCUCUGUCGCAGCUUGGUCGUUCAGCCUCCAUCCCCGCCUGGCAGAUGGCCGCGGCCAACCGGUCCAAGGCUAACUCCCAGUCAAGUGCGCCCGCAACCCCUACAGCUGAUGCCACAGCCAGCCCUGUCCAGGAGCAAACUGCGCCCCCCAGCUAG
Molecule: messenger RNA, 1137 nt
Organism: Penicillium brevicompactum
Lineage: Eukaryota; Fungi; Ascomycota; Eurotiomycetes; Eurotiales; Aspergillaceae
Gene: pex14
Product: putative peroxisomal membrane anchor protein (Pex14)
Exons: 5
Coding region: 1-1137 (378 amino acids)
Biological process (GO): protein import into peroxisome matrix, docking
Cellular component (GO): peroxisomal importomer complex; peroxisomal membrane
Molecular function (GO): signaling receptor binding
Source: RefSeq, a predicted model, not a curated record